Molecule: messenger RNA, 564 nt
Organism: Mesocestoides corti
Lineage: Eukaryota; Metazoa; Platyhelminthes; Cestoda; Cyclophyllidea; Mesocestoididae
Source: the annotation of a GenBank genome assembly
AUGAUUAGCUUGGCGGAUAAAAUUCGUAAAAGACAACAAGGCCAGGUAUCUAAUGAACCUGAUUCUGCUUCCUCUGCUUCCAUAAGGAAUGCCUCCAUUCGUGACAAACUCCUAACGCAGGAGUUGCCAGAAUUAAAAGCCAAUCUAACCCAACAAUGUGAGCUUCGAUAUCCGGACCCUAAUAAACUUCACGAAUUUGAACUCAUUGUCUCACCGAAAGACGGAUUCUGGGCUAAGGGUCGUUUUCACUUCAGUGUCACAGUGCCUGAAGGUUACAAUCAUGUUCCUCCCAUUGUGAAAUGCACUACAAAAAUAUGGCAUCCUAAUAUUGACGAGGAGGGGAGAGUCUGCCUUAGUCUUCUUAGACCUAGCUCAUUGGACUCAUCUGGCUGGGCCCCUACGAGGAAGUUAUAUGAGAUGAUAUGGGGAAUUGAGUCCUUGUUUUCUGAUCUUUGUGAUUUUAGCGAUGCACUAAAUACAAACGCGGCAGAACAGUACAGCCGUGACCCCGAAGCUUUCAGGCAGAAGGCUAGGUGGUACGUCAAUGAAUUCGCCAGGCAAUAA